Messenger RNA from Mesocestoides corti, 846 nucleotides. Lineage: Eukaryota; Metazoa; Platyhelminthes; Cestoda; Cyclophyllidea; Mesocestoididae. The record is from the annotation of a GenBank genome assembly.
CCGGUUGCCUUUCAUUACAGUUGUGCGACUGCCACCGAACUUGAACUCAUGCGAGAAAGGGGGGAAUUGCCAGCACCUCUUGUCUCAUACUUCCGUCUAGAUGUUCAACUCGACGGCCUCUUUUCAACCUGGUUACAACGGGAUCACCUGAUGCGUGAGUUCUUCUCAGACGCAUCCAUUGAACACAUUUCUCGCUUCAAAGGACUUCGCUUACUGAAUCAGGACCCCCGAGAAACAGUUUUCGCAUUCAUUACCUCAGCAAAUAACAACGUUUCGCGCAUAAGUAAACUUCUUGUUGCACUAAGUGAACAGUACGGCAAGAAGAUGCAGUUUGCGGAGACCAAAUCAGCCUACUGCUUCCCGACACUGGAGACACUUGCACGUCCUGAUUUCGAGAAGCAACUCCGCACGAUUGGAUUCGGCUAUCGCGCGAAGUUCAUCCCUGCUGUCGCUCAAAAACUGCUGGAAGCGGGCGGUGAUUCUGCCCUGAUAAAUCUUCGAAAGGCUAGUUAUGAUGAAUGCAAGGCUUUUCUUCUCAAGCUUCCCGGUGUUGGAAACAAGGUCGCCGAUUGCAUUUGCCUGUCGUGUUUGGACAAAGUUGAGGUGGUUCCUGUGGACGUGCACAUCGCCCGCGCGGCCGCACUUCGGCGUAUCAAAGUGCCAACCUCUCUCUCAAGUGCCUCCUACCGUCUCAUCUCCAAACACCUCUCCACACUCUGGGGCCCUUACGCAGGGUGGGCACAAGUGGUAAGUUGGAGUGCUUUGAAGUCCCCGUUUUCAAAAGUGCCUCAGAUUUUGAGCAAAUCGACUUGCCCCGGCGCUAGCCAAUCCACACCGGACCAUUAA